AUGUCGUCGCGUUUGCUCUCAAUGAAGUUUAUGCAGAGGGGCAUAGCAAACUCCUCCACAGCAUUAUCGCCCACAACCUCACGCGCUGAAGACGCAUCACGCGCAAGCAAGCGACGCAAGUCCGACGGGCCACUGUCUCCGGCUCUCAACCACGGACAGCCUGCUGGCGGAGCAAAGCUCGACGAAAAGGCUGUUCAGGCGGCGAUUGCAGAAGAGGAGAGGAAAAGGCAGGCGGCUAUCGCAAAACAGGCUGCCGAGUCGGGCGAUACUCACUGGGUCCUCGAAUUUCCAGCCGCGUCUCCUGCAUCGGCGGCUAAGAAGGCACAGGUUCCGUUAAGAGUGGUUCAGGUCGGAUUUGCCCAGAUUGAUACGGCGGACCAAGGAGAAGAUGAAGUAUAUGCCGACCCAUCGCCCGGGGGAGCACAGAUACGGCGCUUCAACAUGAGAACGAAAAAAUUGACACAAGAUACGAAGAUGGAAUCAGAACGCGAUGUCGACAUGGAAUCGGACUCUGGGAGCAAGGACUCUGAGGACUCCGAAUCCGACGAUUCAUCCGCACUAUCCAUACCGUACGCCGCCGGCGGUAGUGACACACGCGGACGGCAGUCCACCAGUCAAGACAGCAAACGCAAACGCGGCAGAUCAGAAACCUCAGCAAGGAGGAAUUCUGAGAGGACGAAAGCUCUGGAGUUCUCUGCGAAGCGCAGGAAAAAGAACGUGAAGCUGAACAUGCCCUUGUCCAUCUCAUCAGCUAACCCUCCCGCUCCCAGUCCGUCGUCUAAGCGAAGGUCAUCAGGCAAGGGUGGACGUUGA
Messenger RNA from Pyricularia pennisetigena, 813 nucleotides. RefSeq lists its product as uncharacterized. The transcript is spliced from 2 exons. NCBI's taxonomy places the organism in Eukaryota, Fungi, Ascomycota, Sordariomycetes, Magnaporthales, Pyriculariaceae. The record is from RefSeq and is a predicted model, not a curated record. Bases 1 to 813 code for a protein of 270 amino acids.